AUGAGAUUGUUUUUUGUGUUUUUUAAAAAUGGGCGGGCGGCCAGGGGACGCCUCAGGCGGCUCGGAGGGCCGGGCAGUGAGGCGGGAGCGGCUGGCGGAGGAGCCGCGCUGCAGGGAUGUGACUGGACCCGGGCCAGCAGGAGCGCCGGCGCGCUGCGGAGCCGCUGGGGUCGCACGUUCCUGGCGUCAGGAAGAAAGAUGAGGACCCACCAGGUGCUCGCCUGCCUCCUGCUCCUGAUGGCCACCUCUGUGGCCUCGGAAAAUGCCAGCACAUCCCGGGGCUGCGGGCUGGACCUUCUCCCUCAGUAUGUGUCCCUGUGUGACCUGGAUGCUGUCUGGGGCAUCGUGGUGGAGGCAGUGGCCGGGGCGGGUGCCCUGAUCACACUGCUCCUGAUGUUCAUCCUGAUGGUGCGGCUGCCGUGCGUCCGGGACAAGGAGAAGAGGAAGCCGGCUUGCCUGCUGUUUCUCUUCCUCCUGGGCACCCUGGGCCUCUUCGGACUGACCUUCGCCUUUAUCAUCCGCAUGGACGAGACUAUCUGCUCCGUGCGCCGCUUCCUCUGGGGCGUGCUGUUCGCCCUGUGCUUCUCCUGCCUGCUCAGCCUGACAUGGCACGUGCGGAGGCUGGUACGCCAGGGCUCGAGCCCGGCAGGGUGGCAGCUGGUGAGCCUGGCGCUGUGCCUGAUGAUGGUGCAGGUCAUCAUCGCCACUGAGUGGCUGGUGCUGACUGUGCUGCGGGACACGAAGCCGUCCUGUGCAUACGAGCCCAUGGACUUCGUCACGGCCCUCAUUUACGACAUGGUGCUGCUGGCCGCGGCCCGGCAGUCCCUCUUCACGCUGUGUGGCAAGUUCCACCGGUGGAAGCUCAAUGGGGCCUUCCUCCUCAUCACCUCCUUCCUCUCAGUGCUCAUCUGGGUGGCCUGGAUGUCCAUGUACCUCCUUGGCAACACCAUGCUGCACCAGGAAGAGGCCUGGAACGAUCCGACCUUGGCCAUCACACUGGUGGCCAGCGGCUGGAUCUUUGUCGUCUUCCAUGACAUCCCUGAGGUCCACUGCACCCUCCUGCCACCCCUGCAGGAAAACCCACCCAACUAUUUUGACACAGCACACUCAAGGAUGCGACAGACAGCAUUCGAUGACAUGCACCUGCCACGCACAUAUAUGGAGAACAAAGCCUUCUCAAUGGACGAGCAAAGCUCAGCUCGCCGUUCAGCAAGAUUUUCCAAUGGCAGCUUGGGGAAAAAGCACAGUGGCAGCAUAGGGAAGAAACGCAGUGGCAGCUUGGGGAGGAAGACCAGCAGCUUGGGGCACAGACCCAGCGCUCCAUUCAGAAGCAACGUGUACCAGCCGACCGAGAUGGCCGUGGUCCUCAACGGGGGCACUAUCCCCACCGACGUGACUGCCCACCCCCGCACUCUGGAGUCCUUUGGAGUGACUUGGUGUGCAGGAGCCCCCGCCCUCCCCACUCCUGCAGAAGGGAGCAGUUCACCCGGUCGUUAACUCUAAGUUCUGUGUUGUCCACAUGUUGAAGGUGCGAAGAGCAUAAAUGGUAGGAGGAGAGACAACCUCAUCUCCCUCCCACCACUCCACCUCCACCCCAUAGAAACAACCACCAUGGAGGACUGGCAAGCUCCCUGCAUAAGGAGACACUUAAAAAACAAAAAUCUGGUAGGUUAUUGCACUUUGGGGGUUUGUUUUAUUUUGGUGUCAAGGUCAAGACCAGGCUGAACGCCUUCAGCAUAGUUGGAGGAGAGUUACUGGGGCAGGCAGGCAAAGGCAGGAGGGACAAAGGGGGAAGAUGGCUGUUUGUCCAAGGACUUCACCCCAAGCCCACCAGGAACAGCUGUGCCAUGGGACUGUGGCUAUCCUGCAGUCCCCCACCUCUACCCGCUCCAUGUGGAGCAAGGUCUAAGUACAAAGUUCAAAGGCACCUCUGGUGUGACAGGGAGAAAAGCCCCCAGGAAAAGCGCUUCUGUGAUCAGAACCGCUUGUUGUAAGCACAAAUCUUUUCAUGCCUGGUUAUUAGAAUCGCUUUGGGACUCAGCCGCUGCUGUUAACCUGCUUCUCCUAGAGAACUUGUUCAUCCACCCAGCCUUGAUCUCUGUCUGCCGGAGAGGGAGGGCGAGGAAUGGGGGGAACCAGCACCAAGAAGCUUAUAGACUGGGAAGUUGGGAGUGGCUCCAGGAGCCUGGAGAGGCUGGGAGCUGGGCACGUGCAGGGCUUUUUGGGUUUUUGUUUUUGUUUUGCUUUGGUAGCACAAUUGCCCGCUGCAAGCCUGAAGUGCAGCUUGGUUGGCUGAGGCUGUGUUGAAGGUCUCAUGCUGCACCCCAAGCAGCACAGGGAGCAAUGGUGGCUUUUAUAAUCCAAUGAUGCGAUGAAUCUACCAGCUUCUGGGCACGCUUUUGGCAGGUGCUUUUUAUUAAUUAAGAAAGAGCAAAGGCUUGGGUUUUUUGGAUAGAUAAUAUAUAUUAAUUAAAUGUAUUAACGUGUGUUUUAUAAAUCUUCCCCCGGCUGACUGGCCUACUUCUCCAAAACAAAAAAUCUCGUUCAAUGUCAAGACAAUCCACCUGUACUCUACAUGACUAUAUGUAAAUGUUGCAGAUUUGAAGAGUUCUAAAGCAUGGGCAGAUAGGUUUUAUUUUCCAGAUGCUGCUCUUAA
Molecule: messenger RNA, 2656 nt
Organism: Ochotona curzoniae (black-lipped pika)
Lineage: Eukaryota; Metazoa; Chordata; Mammalia; Lagomorpha; Ochotonidae
Product: G-protein coupled receptor family C group 5 member B-like
Biological process (GO): G protein-coupled receptor signaling pathway
Cellular component (GO): plasma membrane; intracellular membrane-bounded organelle; signaling receptor complex
Molecular function (GO): protein kinase activator activity; G protein-coupled receptor activity; protein kinase binding
Source: RefSeq, a predicted model, not a curated record